CUAUUCUGAUUUCUGGUCGGUGAACACUACCAACUACGUUCUAAUAAUAAGUGCAUGUGGGUCGUGUUUACUUUUUCUUUAUUGGUGUACUUUUUACAUAAAGGAAUUAAAAUUAAUUAAUCAAAACUUAGUAAUAUCUAACUUAUAUAGGUUGAAAAUGGGCAAUAGUAGACGAGAAACCUUAAAAAAAUCUCUCGGUCUUAGUGAAUACCCUUGGAGCUCGGAUGAUGACGAUAAUCCACAAAUUACACAAAUUACUCCUGCAUCUGUUUCUACAACCAGCAGGAGCCAAGCAGAUACAACACAUCCUAAUGUUCCAGAGACUAGUGCACAAGCCAACGCGACGCAGAGCCCCUAUCGUCGCAGGCAUAGCGCAAAAUUUGAGAGUGAAUUGUUCUGGUCUUUGCUUAGCAAUAAUCUUCCUAGAACAUGUGCAUCUGGACCUUCAGCAGGGCCAUCAAGGGCAUCUUCAAGCUCAGUAGAACCAACUGAGAGUACCGAUCUAACCAGUCCAAUGACAAACCUGCAACGCAUCUUUGCUAUCAAGAAGUUACGCCCUGUUGCCAGUUCAAGCAGGCAUUGCGCUCAUCCAGUAGCACGGUCUACAAAAUCGAAUGUGCAGAGGAUGCAAUCAAAUCUGCACGAGCAACAUAAAGUGCAGUAUUCUGGCGUAGGUGUAAGGGGCAAAACAUCUCAGCGGCAAGGGGGCUUCUAUCUGCACCCGCAGCCGGGCUCGCCGACACGCUCGCCGCGGCGCACUCCGCCGCGCUCGCCGCUGCGCUCACCGGUGCCCGCGCCGCCCAGCGACAGCGCGCCAUCCGAUGAUGAUUUCGAGCCCACAUCACGACUACCAACGGCAGCUGCCAACCCAACGGAUAAUAACAUGGAGGAGCCGGAACAAAACGACAGGGAAGUGGAGUCGCGUGUUGACGGACGGCCGCUGCAGCCAGGAAGAGAGUCGCCGAGAGUACCGCAGGAAGUGGAAGUGGUGGACUUGGCCAUGGAGACAGACGGCGCAGAAGGGGAGCAGCAGCCGGACGACAACGUCUCCAACCAGGCGCAAGCCAGCGGGGACGACGAUGGGAACGAGGAAAAUGCUGAAGGAGCUGAGACUGCUGCAUUGCGGGUGACCAAAAGAAAAAGAGAAGCCAGUGUUGAGGUGCAGGCGAUCGCAGUUCAGGAUCUCAACCGAAGCCUGCUGCAGCUGCUGGAGUGCCCCGUGUGCCUGGAGUGGAUGGAGCCGCCCAUGUCGCAGUGCCGGCGCGGCCACCUGGUGUGCGUGCGCUGCCGGGCGCGCCUGUCCGCCUGCCCCGUCUGCCGCACCACCUUCAGCUCCGUGCGCAACCGCGCCAUGGAGGGGGUGGCCGAGAUGCUGCGCUACCCUUGCCGCCACGGCUGCGGGCGCGAGACGCAGCUGCGACAGCGCGGCUCGCACGAGGCCAACUGCGCGAGCCGCCGCUAUCGCUGCCCCACCGCGGCCUGCGCCAAGCGCGAGCCGCUGCCGCUCGGCGCCCUGGUGCACCACUUCCAGACGGCUCACCAGGCGAUGCUGAAGGUGGGCUUCAGGCACGAGUUCUCGAUGAAGGUGAACGUGGACCAGCACGACGACUGGCUGGUGGCGGCGGGGUGCGACCUGUUCCACCUGCGCGUGGACGUCAACGUGCGCACGUGGGGCGUCCUGGUGCACGUGGCCUACAUCGGGCCCAAGUGCAAAGCCAACGGCUUCACCUACGAGGUGUCGGUGGUGGGGCUGCACAGCGAGCGCAAGCUGGUGUACACGCGCGAGACGCACAGCGACCUGGAGAGCGUGUCGCUCAACGUGAGCCGCCAGGACUGCUUCCACCUAUCACUGGACCAGGCGCUCAACUUCCUACGCUACAAGAACCGCCACUGCGAGCCCGACAAGUUCCUCGACUUCAGCGUCGCCAUCAGCGCGCGCGAGCCGUCCGCGCCCGCCGACCGCCCCGACCUGGACUCCUGAUUGGGGUGUGUCGUCUACGUGAGCGAGGGUCGGGUCGUCAAGUGCUCCACCUACCCGCUCUCGACGGCGCCUCCGUCGUCAGACUGAAGUAACAUUUAUAAGCUUCGUGUAAACCAGCAAGUGCGAGCCGCAAGGGGACCUGGAUUUCUUGAUUAGGGUGCAUGUCUACGUUAGCGAGGGCCGAGUCGUCAAGUGCUCCACCAACCCACUCUCGACGACGCCCGACUGAAUUAGCAUUUAUUAACUUCGUGUAAAUAUGUCAUAGGUUUUUGUUUAUUUUUAAUUUUGUAUAUUGUUUCGUUUCUUAAUUAUAUUCUAUUUGUAUAUGUUACCAUAAAUGUAUGAAAUCUAGGAAUUGUAUACAAAUCCUAGGAAAUUUAUAUAAUUCCGAAGCUAUUUAGGAAAUGUAUAAAAUAUUGUUUCAAAAACUAUUUAAUACAUAAAUUUCCUAGCAAAUGAGCACAAUUCCUAGGAAUUGUAUAUAAUUCCAAUAUCGUAUUAGGAAAUGUAUAAAAAUCUAACCCAACCUAACCUAACCUAAUAAAGGGGUCCUAAAGACCGUCCUGGCUGUCUGUGACGAAGCGGUCGAUGAGUCAAUACUGUGCAUUUGCUCAUCGACUGUUCACAGCACAGCCGAAUCCGAGAGGACCUCCACCAACAGAUAAGGGUGGUACUGUGUAGGGACUCCGUCCCCGCUAUUCUAGAGUGCGACGAAAAACGAAGCUUAUUCCUGCUAUUUUUCUGUAAAGUAGAACUUAGAAGGAAUAGCAAUAAAGAGGAACAGAGCAGGGUAACAAGAACCCAAUAUUGUCCAGUAUUAUAGAAUACCACGGUUAACAUGGGUCCAAAUUAAACUGCUCUGUUCCUUUUAAAACAGUAAUAGUAUAUUCGCACAGUAAUAAAAGUAAACAAUGUCUCUGACUCGAGUCAGGGGAAGAAGCCGCCUCUUGGCAAAAAUUAUCAUUGGUUGUAAAAUUUUAAAAUUUUGGAAUUAAAAUUAAAUCGGUAAAAAAGAAUUAAAAAAAACCUAACCUAACUGAACAGACAAAACAAUACCCUUCCCCCGCCCCGCUAUCCCCGCAUACCCAUUGAUAUCUCAAAUAUUUACAUUUCCGACUGCUAUUUAGACAAUGUAUAGAUUUCCUAGGAAAUGUGUCUAAUAUAAUUUAUUUUGCACAUUUCCGUGCGAUUUUAGGAAUUACAUACAUUUCCUAGGAAUUGUAUACAAUGACGGAUUACAUACAUUUCCGGUAACAUAUAUAACAAAAAGUGCAAUAUUAGCUCGAAAGAAAAUAUUAAUAAGUAUUUUUUUCCAUUCCUUUUUUUCUCAUUAAAUCCAUAGAUUAUUUAGUUUCAUAUAGUAAAAUAGAAUAUAUUUAGGAGUGAAAACAAGACUGUAUUUUUAUAAAGAGAAUGUAGGAUAAUUAUUAUUAAUAAUAUUUCUUAAAAUUGAUAAUAUUGGUAAGCUCUAUUUGUUGUUUUGGUACAUACUAAAAACAUUUCCUGUUUUCUGAGUUAAAAAGGUUGAUUCACGAAGGAUCAUCUAAGGGCUGGACCCAUGCACAUGUCAAAUGUAGGGGUUGACUUUCGUAUAAAAGCCAGAUCAGAUAAUUGUUCUAAAAAUUUAAGUUCGUUAUUUAGUUAUUCAACCAAACUUUUAAUAAUAAGCUAAUUAUAACCCUUGUACUGUGUGGAUGUCUAUACUCUUCAAUUAUAUCUUUGAAUUAUGUACA
Molecule: messenger RNA, 3714 nt
Organism: Maniola jurtina (meadow brown)
Lineage: Eukaryota; Metazoa; Arthropoda; Insecta; Lepidoptera; Nymphalidae
Product: E3 ubiquitin-protein ligase sina-like
Exons: 14
Coding region: 158-1981 (607 amino acids)
Biological process (GO): multicellular organism development; proteasome-mediated ubiquitin-dependent protein catabolic process
Cellular component (GO): cytoplasm
Molecular function (GO): ubiquitin protein ligase activity; ubiquitin conjugating enzyme binding
Source: RefSeq, a predicted model, not a curated record